CAUUGGCAACGCUGCGGGUCCGGUCAUCUGUGUUUUGGUCUCGAAGGAAAAAAGGUCGAAGAUGGAGCCCGAAGGAGCGAAAAAUGGCUUCGAUUCCUUCAUCCAGAGUGUGAAUAACGUCUUGGAGAAGCCGGUGACAUGGUUCAGAGAGUCGGUGGUGGUUAAGAACAGAGAAGAGUAUCCCUGGUACCACCGGCAAUUCCGCCGUGUCCCCACGAUCGACGAGUGCUACACUGACGACAUUGUCUGCUACAUUGAAGCAGAUGAACAGUUCAAGCGAGACAGAAUGGUUGACAAUGAAGUCCUGAACAUUCUACGUCAGCGCAAGGAGGACUGUGUUAUGUACGAGGGCGCAGACAGCAAAACUAAGUGUGCAAAGUUGUUGGAGGAUUAUGACAAGGCAGCUGAAAACUGGUUUAUUAAGUAUGGUGACCUAGGUGCUUAUGGCAAUGUGAAAGAUGCCUACAUGAAGCAGAAACACCGCCUUAUCUGGGAGCGCCGUCAUGGACCUGUGGGCUCAGGGAUGAAGAGUGCCCUUUGAAAUGUGCCCUUGGAGGACAUUGAAAGAUAGCAUUAAGUAGGAGCCCUGAUAUUCCAAGGUUGUCACUCUUGAUCUAAAAAGUGAUUGGGUUCGAGUAGAUGACGAGGUGUUCAUCCUGUUUAGGGUUAAUCUUUGUAUGUCACUGCAUGUAGAGGUUGACAGUUUUCAUUCAUACUGUGAACAUGGAUGUGUUAAAGAAGUUUGUCAUUCAAUCAGAUGGACAACAAUGCUUUGUAAAAUCAUCAGAAGCUGUACAUAAUAAAUAGAUUUUAUUUGA
This is a messenger RNA of Penaeus indicus, 818 nucleotides long. RefSeq names its product NADH dehydrogenase [ubiquinone] 1 beta subcomplex subunit 10-like (gene ND-PDSW). Bases 62 to 541 code for a protein of 159 amino acids. The transcript is spliced from 4 exons. Lineage: Eukaryota; Metazoa; Arthropoda; Malacostraca; Decapoda; Penaeidae. The record is from RefSeq and is a predicted model, not a curated record.